Molecule: messenger RNA, 2062 nt
Organism: Parasteatoda tepidariorum (common house spider)
Lineage: Eukaryota; Metazoa; Arthropoda; Arachnida; Araneae; Theridiidae
Biological process (GO): regulation of transcription by RNA polymerase II
Cellular component (GO): nucleus
Molecular function (GO): DNA-binding transcription factor activity; sequence-specific double-stranded DNA binding
Source: RefSeq, a predicted model, not a curated record
AAACACCACCAUCUCCAAAAGACAAAGUCUCGACGCCAUUGGUUAGAAGUGACUGAAAUGGGCGUUGCCACAGGAGGAGUGAAGGCGUGGUUUCAUCACUCGAGUGAAGAGAGUGAUAUCGGAUUGGGGCAUUGUGAGUGGUAGAGGCGUCUGAACAGUAGGCACUCGUAUUUAAUGUGUCGUUUGCGGUCGGGCACGAGUUAUUUAAAAAGUUUUUUGUGGCAAUCCGCUAUGGUUCGUAUUGAAGGGACAGCAGAAGCGAUGGUUGUUCCGAGACGAACUUCCUUCUCCAUCAGCAGCCUUAUCAACGGCGGCGAGGACGACGAUAAUGUUCCGGCGACUGCCGCGGCGGUCGUCACUCCACCACCUCCCGCGGUCGAAUGCCCCCGGGACUUCAGUAAUCGGCGAAAUAACAUUGAUGGAGCUUCCACACCUCCAGAUUCCGAUACGAAAUCGGACGCGACUACCCCGAUCACUUCUUCGCCUCCUUCUCCAAGCAAAGUUGCUCAAGACAAAUCUAGCAACAAAGCAAAAAACUCAUCCGAUGACAAAAAAUCUACCUUUGAAAAGCCACCGUUCAGUUAUAAUGCACUUAUUAUGAUGGCCAUCCGCCAAAGUCCAGAAAAGAGACUGACCCUAAACGGAAUUUAUGAGUUCAUCAUGAAAAACUUUCCUUAUUAUCGAGAAAAUAAACAAGGUUGGCAAAAUUCCAUUAGACAUAACUUAAGUCUUAACAAGUGUUUUGUCAAAGUUCCACGGCAUUAUGAUGAUCCAGGAAAAGGAAACUAUUGGAUGCUCGAUCCAAGUUCAGACGACGUAUUCAUUGGUGGUACAACCGGUAAACUACGCAGGAGAACUACCGCAGCAUCCAGAAGCAGACUUGCUGCUUUCAAACGGGCAGGAGCGCCCAUGUUUCAUGCAGGACUCAAUCCAGCAUUUCACCAUCACGACAAAUCAACUCUGGGCUGGUCCCUUGCUGGUUAUGGUGGUUUUCACACGCCUGGUGGUCUCUUGUCUUUCAAAUACCCAUAUUCUAGCUUAACAACGAAUAUGGCAGCUUUACAAAGUCCUAAGCCAACAGGCUUCAGUGUAGAUAGACUAAUAGGGGCAGAAACUGCCGCAAAUCUUCAUAAUCCUUUGUGGUCAAGUCUGGGAUGCCCUCCUGGCUGUUCUCCUCUAGGAUUAGGUAGUCCUCAAGGUUAUUCAGCUAUGCCUGGUUGUGGGUACUUACUAUCAUCUCUAGUCGCUCCUGGACAAGCUCUUUAUGAUCUCCAAGCCCUAAGGACAGUUUCUGCAAUGAAUUGCCAAGCUGGACAGGCGAGGAAUGCCAGUCAAAGUUCCACGACGUCCAGUUCUGAAAAUUCCACGACGAUCUACAAGCCCAUACCAAUUAUGUCCAAACAAAGCUAGUGAAACAUCUGCAUUCCCAUGUACAUAACUAUACUUUUUGUAGAUAUUUCAUGUAAAUAUAAUAACUGUUCCUCGGUGAUGGACUUCCAAGGAUUGACAUUUGUAAAGAACCAGUGAAGUGAACUUUAUGAACAAAUUUUGUGUUCUAAAACUAGUGACAACUAAGUUGUGCCGAGCAAAGUAAAUAUUACUCCUUACCAGCUAUAAGCAGGUAAACAUUUCCUAAUAGUAUUAAAGUUAUCUUUCGUAACGGUGCACAAUGUGUAAUAUGAAGUAGUUUUAUUAUUUCAUGACUACAAUUGUUGGUUCCUAUAAACAUAUCUCAUAAAGAUUUUAUAUACGAAAAUUUUAUUAAUUACUUAUGAUAGUAAUACUUACUUUUACUUCAGUUUAAGAUUAUCUUAAUCUGAAGAUGUUCCCGGUUAAAUAAUUUUGUUUAUUUAUAGUUAUUUCAUUAGAGCUUUAAUUUUUUUUUUCAUUGUAAAUAUUUUUUUUAUUUUAUCUAAGAUCUUCAUCUAAUCAUUAUUGGAAAAUAUACAUUAACUAACAUUUCUUGAAUCAAUUUUAAUAACUUGUUUAAAUUGGCUCUAAUGUCUUGUUUAAAUAAAUUAUUUCUUCAUUAUUAAAUAUUAUGAAUUUUUUUUUUUGUAAU